This is a messenger RNA of Brassicogethes aeneus, 715 nucleotides long. Lineage: Eukaryota; Metazoa; Arthropoda; Insecta; Coleoptera; Nitidulidae. The record is from the annotation of a GenBank genome assembly.
UAGAAAUAUAACCUCCAAUUUAUUAAGAAGUGUUUAUUUGGAACAAUUUAUUUCUUAUUAAAAAAAAACACAAAUACCUAUAUUGAAUUUAUAAGAAAUAAAUAUGCCUCCCAAAGCAAGAUUACACAAAACCACAGGAAAACCUUGCACGCUACCCCCAAAAGUGAUUUUAAAUUCUGAACCAUCCACCAGUAAUGGAAUUUCUCCCGAGUUAGAACAGCAAUUCGAACUGGAAUUAUGUUGGUGCAUACAGCAACUGCAGACGGCUUUAAAAUCCGGCAAAUUAAAAGAUAAACAAGUUCAGGAUCAUACCAAGGCUUUAAACACUUUGAUGAGCAAUGCUGCACCAAUGGUUAAGAAAAGACAAGUUAUGAGAUUAUCUUUUGGCGACUACAGAGCCAAAAUGUCUGCAGAGGAAAAGAAAUUAAGAAACAUCAAUAUGAAAGUGGUACCAGGAGUGCCAAGUAAAAAGUCGGUUUUCCUAAAAAAAUCGGCAUUUUCUUCAGCUGGUAACGAAUUUCGUUUUGAUUUUAAGGAGCCAAAUGAAAGUGAUCUUGUCAAUGACUUGGAAAAUGUAAAAAUCGACAAUGAUACCAAAACAAAUGAUAAUACUAGGAUAAAUCAAAAGCAUUUUGUACCCUCUGGUAACAAUUUUAGAUUUAAUUUUAGUGUUGAAAUGGAGCCGUAAAUUUUAAGGUUUAAAAUAAAACUUUAC